Miscanthus lutarioriparius is the source of this 1986-nucleotide messenger RNA. The record is from the annotation of a GenBank genome assembly. NCBI's taxonomy places the organism in Eukaryota, Viridiplantae, Streptophyta, Magnoliopsida, Poales, Poaceae.
AUGGGAGCCGCAGUGUUCUUCAUCACGCUCGUCCUGCCGUGGGUCGUCGCCUCGCCGGCGUCGGCAGCAUCCGGCCCCGCCGCCGGUAGCAGCUGCACCAGCCGUUGCGGCAACAUCAGCAUCGCCUACCCGUUCGGCGUGGAGCCCGGCUGCUACCACGACGGCGGCGGCUUCAAACUCACCUGCAGGCAGCAGGGCGAUCCGCCGUCGCCGGGGCUGUUCCUCGGCGACGGCACUGUGCAGGUGACAGACAUCUCUGUUCCCAGCGGCACGGUGCGCAUCAAAAGCCGCCGAAUGGAGUUCGGGCAAGGACCCUACUCGCGUGGCCGGAUCACCACCGGGAGUGUGACGUGGGGAGGCGGGCUCCCAGAGGGCGGCCACUUCUUCCUGUCGGAGUCGACGGGCAUGGUGCUGGUGAUAGGUUGCAACAUCCAGGUCGACGUCCAUGUCCAUGGGACUGAUGUGGGAAGUAAUUACUAUCGCUAUCGCGACACGUUGGUAGGUUCCUGCACUGCUGUCUGCCCAAUGCUCAGUGCACUUAACCCCUACAGCUCUGUUUUACCAUACCCGUAUUUGCCCAACGGUAGCUGUGGUGGCCUUGGCUGCUGUGAGGCAAACAUCAUUCUGGGUUACUCUUUCUACCGCAUCCAGAUCCAAAACCGCAGCAUUUCAUCGCCGGCUUUUUACGCAACCAGUCUUAGCAAUGCUGGUAUCUACAUAAUUGAUCGGGAUUCUUCUACGUAUAAUAUUGACACCGGUAGCCUUAGUCUGGACGGCGGUCCACCAGUUACCAUGGACUGGGUCAUCAGCGGUGCCCAAUGUCCGACGACAAACAAGUCCGCUGCCGAGUGCCGUAGUGUCAACAGCUUUUGCCUAGACUACAGUACCCAUGUCGGCCACCGUGGGUAUCGGUGCCAUUGCUCUUAUGGUUACGAAGGCAAUCCUUAUGUCCCCGGUGGAUGCCAAGACAUUGACGAAUGUAAAUCUCCAGACAUAUACCAUUGCUAUGGAAACUGUCUCAACACACCUGGGAGUUUCACUUGUCAGUGCUUUCCUGGUUUUACAGGCAAUGCUUCUUUCCCAAAUGGAUGCAAAGGUUUAAGCAUCGGGCUGGGAGUCGGUGGUGGAACAAGUCUUUUGCUUCUAGCCCUUGGUGCUCCCUACAUAAUGCGUAAAAUCAAGCUUCAAAAGCUCUUAGGGUGUUGCCUUGAGACAGAAGUCCCAUUGCUAGUUUAUGAGUUCAUUUCAAAUGGAACCCUCUGUCAUCAUCUUCAUGUUGAAGGACCAGUGUCACUACCAUGGCACGAUCGGAUGAGGAUAGCAGCCGAGGUUGCCAAAGCGAUAUCCUAUCUGCAUGCAUCUGCUUCAAUGCCCAUAUUUCACAGAGAUAUUAAGUCAUCCAACGUACUUCUUGAUGAUGCUUUAACUGCAAAGGUUUCAGAUUUUGGAGCUUCUAGAUAUAUCCCAAUAGAUCAGACAGGAGUGACUACAGCAGUUCAAGGAACGAUGGGUUACUUGGAUCCAAUGUAUUAUUACAAUGGACGAUUAACAGACAAGAGUGAUGUUUUCAGUUUUGGUGUUCUUCUUGUAGAAUUGCUUACUCGAAAGAGACCAUAUGUGUAUAGGUCAGUUGAUGAUGAUGGUCUUGUUUCACAUUUUGUUUCGCUGCUAGCAGAAGGCAAACUGGUUGACAUAUUAGAUCCUCAAGUCAUGGCGGAGGAAGGUGGAGAAAUCGAAGAAGUAGCCACACUAGCAGCAAUGUGCACAAAAUUGAAGGGAGAAGACAGGCCUACAAUGAGGGAAGUGGAGAUGGCCCUUGAAUGCCUGCUCGUUAAGAAGAGGCAGGUUCAAUAUAAUGGAACACGACAAACAAAUAGUGGGGAAACUGCCGGUCCUUACAUGUCAACUGACCGAAGAACUAAGGAAGCUAGCAGGCAAUACACCAUGGAGGAGGAAAUGUUGUUAUCAGCGAGCUUUCCCCGGUGA